This is a messenger RNA of Salvia miltiorrhiza (redroot sage), 1515 nucleotides long. Its product is annotated as homeotic protein knotted-1-like. The transcript is spliced from 4 exons. NCBI's taxonomy places the organism in Eukaryota, Viridiplantae, Streptophyta, Magnoliopsida, Lamiales, Lamiaceae. Gene Ontology annotation, biological process: regulation of DNA-templated transcription. Gene Ontology annotation, cellular component: nucleus. The coding region runs from base 384 to 1433 and encodes 349 amino acids. The record is from RefSeq and is a predicted model, not a curated record. Gene Ontology annotation, molecular function: DNA-binding transcription factor activity, RNA polymerase II-specific; DNA binding.
GGUAAUUUCGUAAUACUAAUAAUUAGUUUAGAAUGUAUGAAUCCAUAAACCUGUUGAAAGUAAGUGGGAAACAACGGAAAGAAAACAAAAACUGCUUCACUUGUCAAUCGCUGCUUCUCAAAGCGCUACUCUCUUCUUUGCCUAGCUUGCAAUAAUAUAAUUCUCCCAAAUUUCACUCCUUCUUCUCAACCACCGCCGCCCUCUCUCCGCCGCUCUUAAUCUCCAUCAUGCUACAGUCUCACACCUGCUUCACAAUCACACCUCCAAACUUGAGCUACAAAAUCUCGAAAAAGAUCCGAUUCGCUAUAUAGUAGAGAUUAAUCCUUGCUAACUUCUAGGGUUUCAUCUUCUUCUCCAAAUCCUUUUUUUUUUUUCACAUACUAAUGGAGGAGUACAAUCAUGAGAUGAGCGGUAACUCGAAUUCGAGGUGCAAUUUCCUAUACGGAGAUUCUUCAGUGUAUGGGAGAAGCAGCUUCCAUCUCCAAUCACCAGAUUGCUACGAUCAAUCGGAAGCGCAGCAGCAGCACCAGACGGUCAAAACUGAAUCUCGAAAUCACGCUUCGAGGUUUCACUACACCGCGAUUACUCCGGCCGCGGUGGAGGACCACCGCCGCCGCCAUGAUCGGAGGCAGGAAAACGACGGUUCCGGAGAAGCUGAGUCUAUCAAAGCAAAAAUUAUUGCCCACCCUCAGUAUUCAAAUCUCUUGGAUGCUUACAUGGACUGUCAAAAGGUGGGAGCGCCGCCAGACGUGGUGGCGCGGCUGGCGGUGGUGCGGCAGGAGUUUGAGGCAAGCCAGCGAGCGGCGGCGGCGGCCGGCAGAGACGUUUCCAAGGAUCCAGAACUCGACCAGUUCAUGGAAGCGUACUAUGAUAUGUUAGUGAAGUACAGAGAGGAGCUGACGAAGCCCAUUCAUGAAGCCAUGGAGUUCAUGCGACGCAUUGAGAAGCAGCUCAAUUUGCUCACCAAUAACUCAUCAACUGAUGAGAAGUAUGAUGGAGGUUCAUCUGAAGACAACAGUGGCGGAGAGAGAGAAGUUCCGGAGAUUGAUCCGCGAGCAGAAGAGCGGGAGCUGAAGAACCACCUCUUGAAGAAGUACAGUGGAUACCUAAGCAGUCUGAAACAGGAGCUGUCGAAGAAGAAGAAGAAAGGGAAACUCCCCAAAGACGCGCGACAGAAGCUGCUCAGCUGGUGGGAGUUGCACUACAAGUGGCCUUAUCCUUCGGAGUCGGAGAAGCUGGCGCUGGCAGAGUCGACUGGGCUGGACCAGAAGCAGAUAAACAACUGGUUCAUCAACCAAAGGAAACGCCAUUGGAAGCCCUCUGAAGAUAUGCAGUUCAUGGUCAUGGAUGGGCUGCACCCACACAAUAAUGCACCUCCCCUUUACAUGGAACCCCAUUUUUUGGGUGAAGGCCCUUACAGAUUGGGGCCCUGACCUUAUAUCAUUUUCUCACAUGCUAGUGCUACUACCCAUCAUUUGGUAAUUUCGUAGCAAUCAAUCUUCUACUAUUUCUUUU